AGGGACUGGGGACUGAGGAGGCAUAUUUAAGAAGCGAAAACGAAUAAUAACCAGGAAAACCAAGAGAGGAAGAACAAGAAGGCAAAUACUAAGAAUUCCUAACAGUGAUUUUGGUGUCGACUCAAUUCUCAAUAAUCAGUUUUCUUUUCCCAUGAAGCGUAAGGAUAUCGAUGAUGAUUUCUCUUUCCUUCCACGCUCCACAAAAUCUAGGAGACUGGAUGGUGGUGACUUGCUAUCAAUCAUGGAGGAGGAUCCAAGUACUAGGGUUCCUCUGCGACUAGAACAUCAAGAGAGGCCCCUUCCAACCACUACCAACAAUACCCAAUCAAAUGCCUCCUUUGUUGAUACAAUGCCUUCAUCCCAAGUGAGCGCCAUCCUGCUCUAUAAUUCAUCCAACACCCCGUUUCUCAAAUCUCCUACUUCAACAGACUUAUCCAUCGUCAUUGAUUCUGCCUUAUAUCCAGGUUUAAAGGAUCGUUUACUUUAUCCAGGGGAUUCACGGGCAGUGAAAUCAAUGGAGGAUAAAGCAACGGAUAAUGGAAGCAGCAGCGGACCAAAUGACUGCUUGCCUGUUGUUCCUUGGGUUGCACCUCAACUUCCAUUACCCUCUGGAACAGAGACAGAAAUUACUGCCCCCUUGCAGCCAACGGAAGCAGAAGAUAUGGACAGUGAAAUGAUGGAUGCAGAAGAGAGCAGUGUUAGUAACUUUGCAGGGAAAGGUUUUCAGGAUGGUGAAAUGGUGGAAGGAACUGAAGCAUUUCAGCUGUGGCAGCAGCAACAGCAACAGCAACAGCAACAGCACUGUUUGAUGCCACAGUUCCGUCAGAACAUGAAUACUCCAGUUACUUGGUAACAAAUUGGUUGAGUUGCCUUAACGCUUGGAUUUUGGUAAUCUUGAUUUGUCCUUAGUUGGUACAUAUAGAACAGAGGACAUGGGCACUGAACCCCUGAACAGAUUUAGAUGAUACCCCUAGUUUUUCAGAGAGAAACUUGUGUAGAUUUCUUGUAGGAUGAAUUUGUUCAAUCAACAUAAUUGUCUGUACCAGCAUUCAGCAGUGUAUUAUCUUGCUAAGGUUCUGGUGCGGGGAACUGUUGAUUUCUAACAUUUACUUCUCAAUUCCACAAAUGAUAUUAGAAUGCAACUUGAAACUUUGGGGACCCUGCCCCAGGCGGAGGUUAAGUGCUUAUUUUGAAUGUUAAUUCUGGUUUAGUCCAA
Molecule: messenger RNA, 1216 nt
Organism: Theobroma cacao (cacao)
Lineage: Eukaryota; Viridiplantae; Streptophyta; Magnoliopsida; Malvales; Malvaceae
Source: RefSeq, a predicted model, not a curated record